This is a messenger RNA of Zerene cesonia (dogface butterfly), 1815 nucleotides long. RefSeq names its product 6-phosphogluconate dehydrogenase, decarboxylating (gene Pgd). Gene Ontology annotation, cellular component: cytosol. The coding region runs from base 190 to 1641 and encodes 483 amino acids. The transcript has 12 exons. Gene Ontology annotation, biological process: pentose-phosphate shunt; pentose-phosphate shunt, oxidative branch. The record is from RefSeq and is a predicted model, not a curated record. Gene Ontology annotation, molecular function: phosphogluconate dehydrogenase (decarboxylating) activity; NADP binding. NCBI's taxonomy places the organism in Eukaryota, Metazoa, Arthropoda, Insecta, Lepidoptera, Pieridae.
UCAUGCUACCGGUAGGUAGGUACUGAUCGUAUGAUCGACUUUCAGGAUUCGUUGAACGUUGAUUGUUCUUGAACAAACGUGUUUGAUCGGCCGUGUGGUACAGGCGGGACAAAAUUAUAUUAAAUAUAAAUUUUAUAAAUAGUGGUGUUCUUCCUUUAUAUAAUUUGUUAUUCACUCAUUUACUCUACGAUGGCCGAACCGAAAGCAGAUAUCGCUCUCAUAGGAUUGGCCGUGAUGGGUCAAAACCUCAUAUUGAAUAUGGACUCAAAAGGUUUUGUUGUUUGUGCCUUCAACAGAACUGUUGAAAAAGUUGACCAAUUUCUUGCAAAUGAAGCAAAAGGAACAAAAAUAAUAGGAGCCAAAUCAUUAGAAGACAUGGUAGCCAAACUUAAAAAGCCAAGGAAGGUUAUGUUAUUGGUUAAAGCUGGUUUUGCUGUUGAUGAGUUUGUGAAGAAACUAGUGCCUCUAUUGGAAAAAGGUGAUAUCAUCAUUGAUGGUGGUAACUCACAGUACACUGAUACACAGAAGUGGUGUGAACAAUUGCAAUCGACCGGCAUCUAUUAUAUUGGAAUGGGUGUGAGUGGAGGAGAAGAUGGUGCUCGUUAUGGUCCAUCUCUCAUGCCCGGUGGUCAUCCUGCCGCUUGGCCCCAUGUUAAACCCAUUUUCCAGGCUAUCAGUGCAAAAGCUAAUAAUGAGCCAUGCUGCGACUGGGUCGGAGAGUAUGGUGCGGGUCACUUCGUCAAAAUGGUCCACAAUGGUAUUGAAUAUGGCGACAUGCAGCUCAUUUGCGAGGCUUAUAACCUAAUGAAGGAUGUCUUGGGCAUUGAACAAGACGAAAUGGCUCAAGUGUUUGAAGAAUGGAACAAAGGUGAAUUAGACUCUUUCCUCAUCGAAAUAACAAGGGAUAUAUUGAAGUUUAAGGACUCUGAUGGUAAAUUCUUAUUACCGAAGAUUCGGGAUGCAGCUGGUCAGAAGGGUACCGGCAAGUGGACUGGAAUCAGUGCCUUGGAGUAUGGAGUGCCUGUCACUCUAAUUGGUGAAGCUGUAUUCGCCCGCUGUCUCUCGGCUCUUAAGGACGAGCGAGUCCAAGCCAGCAAAGUAUUGCCAGGUCCGGUGGCCAAGUUCUCGGGAGACAAGAAAAAGUUCCUGGAAAAUCUUCGUAAAGCUCUGUACGCCAGCAAGAUGAUUUCAUAUGCGCAAGGAUUCAUGUUGCUUAGAGAGGCUGCUAAGGCGAACAAGUGGAAUUUGAACUAUGGCAGUAUCGCUCUCAUGUGGCGUGGAGGCUGCAUCAUCAGGAGUGUCUUUCUUGGCAAUAUUAAGGACGCGUUCACCAAGAACCCGCAGCUCAGCAACCUGCUGCUGGACCCGUUCUUCAGCGAGCGUAUAAGCAACAGCCAGCAAUCGCUGCGGGAGGUGGUCGCCCAAGCCGCUCUCAGCGGAGUCCCCACUCCCGCGUUCUCCUCCGCUCUCGCCUUCUACGACGGAUACCGGGCUUCGGUGUUGCCAGCUAAUUUGUUGCAGGCUCAAAGAGAUUACUUCGGCGCCCACACUUACGAGCUGGUUGACAAACCCGGGAACUUCGUCCACACCAACUGGACCGGCCACGGUGGCAGCGUGUCCGCUUCAACGUACAAUAAUUAAAAUAAUAACAACGCUUACGCAUAAAUUAUACCUCACUUCGGCCAAUAUUCGAGUACAGCUUUCGUAAAAACGUAUUAAAGAAUCAUUAAUUACGAAUCUUUUAUAAUACUGUAACAGUGAUGUAUAGUUGUGAUUUUUUGUGAACAUUCCUUAGGUGUAAGCGCAAUGGUCUAG